GCUUCACGGGGCUUUACUGCUGCACGAGAACGUUCAUGUGUGUAGUUAGAUCAGUCAAGAGUGCUGCAACAGGAAAGAUAACAUCAAAGUGAAUUAUUUUAUCAUGUUUAAAGUUUGCUGGAACAGGAAGUGAAAAUACGACGUUAGGCGUGGGAAGUAGGAAAUAUGAAGAUUAACGCAACCACCAAAAUGGCCACUCCGAUUGAAGAGAAAUUCGAUCAGAAUUUGAAGACACGCACCGGAAUGGUGAUGAUCAGCGAUGGCAAAACCAAACCUGAACUGGCGCGGCUUCACCUAUCGAUGGAAAUGAUCACCAUCCAGAAGCAGGACACAUCCACACCGGUGCCAACGCCAACCAGCGCCAUCCAUCCGCCAAUAGAAUCAAAGGAACGUAUGGUACAAAUCACACGACAGAAAGUCGGCGGCCUAGGAUUAAGCAUAAAGGGAGGAGCCGAACAUAAACUUCCAAUUCUGAUAUCUCGCAUCUACAAGGACCAAGCUGCUGACGCAACAGGUCAGCUAUUCGUGGGUGAUGCGAUUAUCAAGGUUAAUGGUGAAUACAUAACUGCCUGCCCACACGAUGAUGCCGUGAAUAUUCUUCGAAAUGCUGGUGAUAUCGUAGUCCUAACUGUUAAACAUUACCGAGCAGCAACACCGUUCCUUCAAAAGCAACUGAGUAGGGAGACUCCCGAGUCGGACAAUGAUGCAACCUGCGCCGAAUUGAAGGCAGACGAGGUCUGGAAAUCGGCAAACAACAGCAGACCAGUCUCCAUCAGCUCCGAGCCGGAAAAUCGAUGGAUUGAUUUAGUGUCGGUUCCUCUCAUGAUGGCCUACGUGACACGAUACAUCUACGGCACGGAUAAGCUUCGACCGAAUGCAUUCGAAGUACGUGGCCUCAAUGGAACCACAACGGGAAUAAUUCACUGUGACGAGCUGGCAAUCCUCAGUCAAUGGCUCAAAUACAUCACCGACAACAUUGUGGGGUUGACCAGUUUACAGAUGAAGCUGUACAACCGCAACUUUCCCGUCGGUGAACGGAUCGAGUACAUGGGUUGGGUGAACGAGGGUGUCAUCAGUAACCACAUCUCCUGGCAGAGCUACAAACCCCGCUUCCUGGUCCUGAAGGGCACAGAGGUGAUGCUAUUCGAUGCACCCCACUGAAUGUGGCCGGCUUACAGAAAGCAAACCGUAGCCUACAAAGUGUACCAAACUAUGUUUCGGGUGGUGAAGGAGUCCGAGACGGUCGACUCCCGGCAGCAUUGCUUCCUGCUGCAGAGCUCGGGUCACGAACCACGAUACCUUAGUGUGGAAACGCGGCAAGAACUUCUGCGAAUCGAGAAUAGCUGGAAUGCUGCCAUCGUUACUAGUGUAAUUAAAUUAGGGCGUAAAACAUUCGCUGUAUCUCAUCAUGGAAAGACUGGCGGUCUAACCCUGGACUGGCAAGCCGGCUUUUCUCUAACGGAAGGCGCCGAUGCCAACAUUAUUUGGCAGUACAAAUUCUCCCAGCUGAGGGGUUCAAGUGACGAUGGAAAAUCUAAACUAAAGCUGCACUUCCAAGACCAUGAAACGCGAUCCAUCGAAACUAAGGAGCUCGAAUGUCAAGUUCUACAAAGUUUGCUCUUUUGUAUGCAUGCGUUUUUAACGGCUAAAGUUGCUUCGGUUGACCCAGCCUUUUUGAGUUCGAUUCAGCAGGCUUGAAUUUGCGCUGAAGCUGCCACAGAUCGAGAUGCCGGAGAAUGUGAUGACGACGAUGACACUGGCAGCGUGCUUCAGAUUACAAUUGUAGAACCGUAAGCAAUUCCGUAGAUUAAACGCAAUUAUUGAAGGGGAAAACCUAAGCAGAAACAAACAAUCAAAAUUUGCCCUACAAUGGCGCAGCCUAGUUUAAUUAGGAUUGCGAAACGAGCGGUAGGUGUGUUAGUACAGGUUACCCAGUCACAAAGCUACGCAAAAGCAUGAUAUUCAGUCGUGUUUUCCAGAAUUGAAACCUAAAUAAGCGACUACAACUAAAAUUGACUGAUUUUCACAAAAAGUAUUUGCUUUAGUUUGAGGUAUUUCGUAGAUAUAGUCUUAUUUAGUCUCUAAAUCAAAUUAAAAACAUGAGAAGAGAAACGAAUUGGAGCCAACUGAUGGUGAUGAUAUACUCUCUUAUGUUCUCCAUUGAAGGUGCUAACUGAGAAGGGCUGAAGUCAAUUCUAGCCCGGUGUGGAAGACAAGCAUAAAAAAUGUAAUUGCUAUUCCUAUCGAAGGCGAACAUGUUCAUUAUGAUGUGAAGCCACAUUAAUAGUAAAUGCAUUCAACGAACUUGAUAACAAGGGCAGUGUAAUUUAAAAACCAAAUAAUUUUGAGGAAAAAAAUAACGGUACACGAGGUUGUUGCGAGGAUGAUUGAGCGAGAAUAUGUGCUAGCCAAAGCAUUUAGGGUGAUAAGAGAAAAAUAAUUCGGAUAAGUGAGCGGUACUAAGCUUUUCGAUAAUAAAGAGUAAUGUGCAAGUAUUAAAUCGAA
Molecule: messenger RNA, 2505 nt
Organism: Armigeres subalbatus
Lineage: Eukaryota; Metazoa; Arthropoda; Insecta; Diptera; Culicidae
Product: gamma-1-syntrophin-like
Exons: 10
Cellular component (GO): intracellular anatomical structure; dystrophin-associated glycoprotein complex
Molecular function (GO): protein binding; structural molecule activity
Source: RefSeq, a predicted model, not a curated record